AUGUCUAACGAUAAGUUUGUGCAAACGCCUCGGCAUGGUCUGCUUAAAGUUCGGAAUAUGUCUCCAUAUUCGGUAAUGGUGACUGGUGCCAACCGUGGCAUUGGCCUUGGUCUGGUGAAAGAGCUGCUCAAGAACAAGGAAAUUCGUCAUAUAAUUGCGACUGCCGCGAUCCGACCAGCGCCAAGGGGCGCUAAUAUAGCUGUGGAUAAGGUAGAAAAAAUCGUCGGCGACAAAGGUCUCACGGUACUCGUGAAUAACGCUGGCAUGUGGGUGAAGUAUUUCACGAAUCAAGAGCCCAAUCGAGCCGAUAUCAUCAAAAAUUUCGAUACAAAUGCGGCGAGCGUGGCUGUUCUGACUCAG
Molecule: messenger RNA, 360 nt
Organism: Ostertagia ostertagi
Lineage: Eukaryota; Metazoa; Nematoda; Chromadorea; Rhabditida; Trichostrongylidae
Source: the annotation of a GenBank genome assembly